GACCGGCCGCCCACGACCGCUGCCAGGGCCCAGCCGGUGCGGCGGCGCGACACAUACAGCCCCGUGUCGCCAGAAGGCGUCCUGGCACCGCUGCCCGCCUGGGCGCAGGCGCUGGGGAAGACACUUCAUCCUGGCUCCAUGAAUCAGCGGGACCGGCAUCUCGGGCUCGGGGGAUACGCGGAGCAGGACGUUUGUUCGGCCCAGUGGAGCUCUGCACGAGAUGCUCUCGUUACCCGCCCAAGCCGAUGAGGUGCUUAUCGUCCGACUUGUGCAUCUUUUGGCAGAAUGGGGCAGCUCGACGGCCACCGAAUGCUUUAUCCACCAUGUACCAACGGAACAUGUCUUUGCCGUGCCUGGCGUGCUCGACUGGAGGAUGGAUCCACAGCUGCCUUGCGAUUUUGGGAUUGCCCUACAGCAACUGGCAAGCAACCGCUCUCGACGGAACCAAGACGCCGGAAAGCCACUGGCCUACGACGACAAUUUCAGGCAGGUCACAAGCUCCGUUACAUAGCUGAUUGGCUGUGCCCUUCUCGAACCCUCGAUACCCAUUGCCUGUCGUGUCGUGCCCUUAUUAAACGCCUGCGUUAUGCCGACCCAGCCUGCCAUUGUCAUAGCUCGUCAACCCUCCAAUUCCGGGUAUUGACUAUACAUCUAAAUACGACUGAUCGCCGCACCACACCACCCACCUACCUCGACCCACCCAAGCUGAUGAACCCUCCCACCAACACCCAAGGUACCAGGGCCGCUGAUUCUCCACCACCUCCUCCUCCUCCUCCU
This is a messenger RNA of Exserohilum turcica Et28A, 777 nucleotides long. RefSeq lists its product as uncharacterized. Lineage: Eukaryota; Fungi; Ascomycota; Dothideomycetes; Pleosporales; Pleosporaceae. The transcript has a single exon. Bases 339 to 515 code for a protein of 58 amino acids. The record is from RefSeq and is a predicted model, not a curated record.